UUCUUCUUUCUUCUCGACACUUAGAGAAAAAAGGAGAAACUCUUGACUCAACACAGAGUCACCUUCUCCGAUUCUAGUCUCGCCGUCUCUGAUUCCAAGCCGCACCGUCUCCCGUCUCCCGCCUCCCGCCUCAAUCUCACAAAUCUCAAGAUGAACUCAACAAGAGUACACGGAACGCAUGUUGCGUCUCCUCCUAUGCCUCCUGGUGCUAUUGGACCCGUUUUUAACCAUGCUGGAUCUCCUCAUAUGCCCCCUGGUGCUACUGGACCCGCUUUUAACCAUCUUGGAUCUCCUCCUAUGCCUCCUGGUGCUAUUGGACCCGCUCUAAACCAUACUGCUUCCUCAUCUCGUUCCAACAGCUUCCCGCAAAUGACCCUUAAUGCAAUGCUCAACUCACCUUUACAGCCACAUCUCCAUCCUGAUAAGCUGAAUGGAGCUUUAUGGUUUGGUAUUGACCCAUCUGUCCAUGCUUUCAUCCGUGCAACUUGGCAAGGAUACUACAUGGGUCCUUGGAAGAGUUGGAGGAAGGUUCCUGAGGAAAGGAAGGAUUCAUGGUGGCAAACGUUUGUGCAAAAUUUCUACUGGGAGUCUCAGUUUGAUGACUUGGUCUACGGUCUGUGGAAGAAAGAAACUUGGACAACCAUUGGUGAAAAGAUUAGCAAGAAGAAGAGGCAACACAAGAAGCCAAAGUACAACAGUGUUAGCGACUGGACACUCCUUCUGGAGUAUUGGGCAACUGAUUCAGCUAAAAAGAAAAGCAAGAAGGCUGCUACCAGCCGCAAGUCUGAUCCGGUGGGUAAAGGUUGCCACAAGCAUAAUGCAGGACCUAGGUCUUUUGCAAGGAUAGCGUAUAACAUGAAGCAAGCGUCUGCUACGGGAGAACCACCAUCCUACACUGCCCUUGUCAGGAAGACACACUCCAGAGCAGAUGGGACUUUUGUGGACUAUCGUGCUGAAGAACUGGUAACUCAGGCCGAGAUGGAAGCCACACAGCUCUCUAACACUGAAGGAUCACCCGGGAGUCCAAGUGCAUCAUCUGCUCCUUCUCGCCUCAUGUUAAACAAAGCUUAUCUGAAGAAUGCCAAGAGUAAGAGGGGAUAUGUUUACGGACUGGGCAGUGAACAAUACAGGGAGCAUGUGCCUUCUACACGCGUCCCCAAUGGUCUUGCCUGCAACCUGGAGCUGGAGAUGCGUGUGGGCGGUCUUGAGACAAGCCUCCAACGUGUCACUGCUGAUGUUGCUGGGGUGAAGCAGGACGUUGCUGGGGUGAAGCAGGACGUCUUAGACAUGAGGCAGGACUUUGCAUCAACAAGGGAAGCAAUCAAUCAGCUCCUCCAAACACUUAGGCCCCCGCAAGCACCUACUGGACAGACUUCUGAUCAGCCUUGAUCAGCCUCAAGCACCAACUGCUCAGCCUAAUCCUCCCAAUGGCAUUUAGAAGUUGGUUGUUUAUCUUAUAACCUCUUUUGUAACAAGGUCUUUUGAUAGUCUUCUUAGACUC
Brassica oleracea var. oleracea is the source of this 1501-nucleotide messenger RNA. RefSeq lists its product as uncharacterized. NCBI's taxonomy places the organism in Eukaryota, Viridiplantae, Streptophyta, Magnoliopsida, Brassicales, Brassicaceae. The transcript has 6 exons. Bases 151 to 1389 code for a protein of 412 amino acids. The record is from RefSeq and is a predicted model, not a curated record.